Molecule: messenger RNA, 3478 nt
Organism: Oncorhynchus nerka (sockeye salmon)
Lineage: Eukaryota; Metazoa; Chordata; Actinopteri; Salmoniformes; Salmonidae
Product: rap1 GTPase-GDP dissociation stimulator 1-like
Exons: 14
Coding region: 317-1999 (560 amino acids)
Biological process (GO): positive regulation of GTPase activity
Cellular component (GO): cytosol
Molecular function (GO): protein binding; guanyl-nucleotide exchange factor activity
Source: RefSeq, a predicted model, not a curated record
CAGGGAGUGAGUGGUACAGAGAAGAGAGACAGUGUCUACUGUGUUUGAGACAGAGGGAAAUAAAGACAGAGAGGGAGAGGGAGAGAGGGAGAGGGAGAGAGAACGCAAGCGCAGUGACUGAAGACAGGGCACGCCUGGCCUGAAGCAGGGCUGCUGCUCUCUCAUUACUGAGUCAAACACACAUACUCACACACACACACACACACACACACACAUACAGACAUACACACACAUACAGUAUCGGCAGAGGAAGGAAGCCAGAGAGCCGGGAUAAAAUCCCAGGGAGACAGUAGUGAGCGCCUGCCGACCUGCAGCCAUGGCCGACGUGGACUCCCUGACUGAGGCACUGAAUGCCAUCAGUGUGAGCACAGAGUUGGUAGAGCAGGAGCUUAAGCCUCAUCUGGACACCCUGCUGGCUAUACUACUAGAGAAGAAGAAGGGUGCCGCAGUGGAGAUUGCCUCCAGUGGUAUUGUUCCCAUCCUGGCCCAGUCCCUCGGGAAGAAGAGUCUCCUCACCAAACAGGUGGCACUGGUGGUGGCAGAAAUGGCCAGGGAAGCGGCCGUGAGGGACACGUGCAUUGAGGCAGGGCUAGUGAAGGUUCUGGUGCCCCUGCUGAACAGUGCAGAUGAGGAACUGCUGCUCCACACUGGAAGAGCCAUCGGACGCAUCUGCUUCGACAACACGGCCCAGCAGGAUCAGCUGGUGCAGAGUGGGGUGAUCCCCAGGCUGGUGGCCAUCAUGAGGGAGUAUCCAGAGAAUGACCCACUGGUCAACGUGUGUCUGCUGGCCCUCUGUAACCUGGCCGACAUGGACACAGCGCGGGAGGCGCUGGUAGAGGUGGGCGUGGCAGAGGUGCUGACAGCCCAGCUGAAACGGGCUCCUGACGCAGAGAGAAGACACAUCAUACUGGAGGUUCUGGGAUCCCUGGGAGAGAGUGACGUGCUAAAGCUGCAGUUUGUGGAGUCGGGGGUGCCUAAGGCUCUGUCUGAGAUGAUUCGAGGUCUACAGGGUGGCUCUGACCCCCAUGAUCUCUGCAGCAUCAAGAUCGGCUCCAACCUCAUCGUGUCUCUCCUGCUGGGAGAUGAGUCCAUGCAGAAGUGUUUCGGCGAGGGCACAGGGGUGGUGUACCAGGACGUGCUCUCCUGGCUGCAGUCCUCCAACACUCAGCUGCAGCUGUCUGGAGCCCUGGCCAUCGCCAAUUUUGCCAGGAACGACAGUAACUGUGUGAAGAUGUUGGAGUUGGGGGUGGUUCCUCAUAUCCUGACCCUGCUAGAGCAACAUGUGGAUGAAGGCGAUGUGUCCGUCCAGCAUGCCGGACUGAGCGCUCUCAGAAACCUGGCCAUCCCAGCCACUAAUAAGGUGAGGAUGCUGAAGGACGGGGUGACAGAGAGAAUCAGGACCUUGCUGCGCUCUGACAUGCCCCCAGUGCAGUUCAAACUGCUGGGCACCCUGCGCAUGAUGGUGGAUGGCCAAGAGGAGGCAGCUACGGUGCUGGGCAAAGAUGAGGUUCUCUUGGCGAGGGUCAUGGAGUGGUGUGAGGCAAGGGACCAUGCAGGGGUCAGGGGAGAGGCAAACCGCCUCCUGGCUGCCCUUAUUAGACACAGUCGUGCUCCGGAAGUCAUCAACGCUGUAACCAAAGCAGAUGGGGUGCGUCACCUCAUCUCUAUGGCAACCAGUGAACACGUCAUCAUGCAGAAUGAAGCCCUGGUUGCCCUGGCGAUUGCAUCUGCCAUUGACAUUGACUCCAUGCAGGAAUCCUUCCAGGAGGCAGAGCUCUUGCCUACACUGCAGAAGAUGCUGGAAGACCCAGUGGGGGCAGUGGAGGUCAAGUUCAGCGCCCUAGGCCUCAUCUGUAGCCUGGCCAACUCCAGCAUGAUGAAGGAAGAAAUGGAAUCUCUAAACCUGAAGGAGACGCUAACCAAGCUCUCUGGUCACUCCAGCACCAAGCUAGCCACACAGGCCGACACAGUGCUGGCCAUGCUCUCUGAAACGAACUAGACUGUCCUGACCGGACCACUGCCCUGGCCAAUGUGAUCAUAGACUCUCCGCACCACGUGCCACCACAAUCACCCCUACUACCGUGACCACACCAUCCUACCCAUCAACCGCACUUCACCAGAGAACAACCCAUCCCUCGCUCUGAAAGGGGAAAAGAGGUGGAGGGUUUGAAAAUACAUAUUGACAGUCUUCCAAAGCUGGGUUUUCAUUCACCUGGCCUAUGGAGAACACAGUUGGACAGAGAUAUACAAGGACUGAUCAACCCAAUCUGACAGAGAGGUAACAAGGUGAUUGCCGAUGUUCGAAGCACAAGCUGAAUGAGCCAACCCAUGUAAAACGCACACGAAUCACAACAUCCCCGGUUCACUCAUCAUGACCAUCUGUAGAAAGAGUGUUUACUGUAUGUGUGAAAUAGCUAUUCUAAUCAGUACACCAAUCAGUUGAAUGUACACUAUGUAGAUUUCCUGUAGGGAUCAGUGUAUAUUGUCAAAGGAAAUGUUUGCGUAUGUAUGCGCCAUAGAGUUAACGAUGGCUACUAUUCAUAGCAUCUAAUGUGUUAACCCUCAAUGGAAAACAUAAAACUAACAUCUGACACUGUUUAUCAAUGUGAUGUUCUAUAUAUGCUCUGUAUUGACCAAUGUAUAUGGAUGUAAAUGUUCCAAGAAUAUGACCAUGCCUGUCUCUUCUCUGUGGAUCUCGUAUAGUGAGAUUCUCUUGGCAAUAUCUACAGUGUACAGGACAAGAAAAGCAUUCAAAGUCAAUAUCUCAAUCAUGAUCUUUUACCAAAGUACAUUCUAAUUGUUAAAACUGUGCGCGAGGAAGUAAGAAAUCUAAUCUGAUUAACAAUUGUGUGAGGCGUUUGGAGUUUAUUCCAAAGUAUUCUUUGAUUGUCAUCCAGUUACCAGGAAGAUAACAGUAACUGUAGACCUAAGAGGUUUUUAUCCCAUGUUGUCAGAGGGAAGAUCUCCAGACAUUUAUCCCCCCCCAAAAAAUUCCCACUGACACAUCUAGCUCAGUCCUAGUUAUCUAAGAGCCCGGGUGGGUGGGCACUGGGCAGGGUAAUAAUUACAGAGCUGUGAGAGUGUCAGGCAGCUUUCCCACUGGGUGCCAGCUCCAACAUUCUGAUGAAAAGAGAUCAAUAUGUUGUGUGAAUGCUGGGGCAGCAAAGGGCUCGUGAUGAAGGGAGCUUUAAUGUUGCACUCAGAGCCCCGCUGAUUCAUCCAACUCCUUUUAAGACCAAUUUGUUAAGGUGUCUAGAGCCCAACGGAGACUGGCUGGCUAUUUCAAAAGCAUUUACAUAGUGAAUAUCAACUAAAAACAGCCCUCCGUCCCUCUGUCUGCCCUUAAUAGUACCUAAUAGGCUACUCAAUGGGAGCUGAGUUGUUGUUAUUGAAUUUAUCUUUGAAAUAUAACUAUUUUGAUGUUUUAAAAAGGGUGGCUUACAGAAACAACUGGAAAUAAAAUAAAAAUAUGAAUGGC